Adineta ricciae is the source of this 1320-nucleotide messenger RNA. The record is from the annotation of a GenBank genome assembly. NCBI's taxonomy places the organism in Eukaryota, Metazoa, Rotifera, Eurotatoria, Adinetida, Adinetidae.
AUGAGCUCCGCAACGAUAGCAGCAGUUCCAGUUUCAGACGAACAGAAGAAGAAUGACUUUUUCACUCCAGGUGAUUGGUUAUAUUGGACAUGCAAAUUUCAAGAAGCUCGGCAACAUUUUCAAACCGCUCAGCAACAAUUAUUUUUAAACGAUUCUGAUUUGAUCCGAUGUUACAAAUCAAUAGGUGCUGUUGAAGUCCAAUUGAAAAACUAUGAUGAUGCAAUCAGCACUUAUCAAAAACAAUUGAAUAAACUGAAUGAAUGUCACUCUUUAGACAAACUUCAACAAAUCAUCACAUGUUAUAUCUCAAUAGGGAAAGUUUAUUGGUUAAAACAGCAAUAUGAUCAAGCUAUUGCCUAUCAUCAACAAGCACUUGAACUUAUCCAAUCUGACGUGGAUUCUACAAUUAAUCUUUCAGUUAUUCAUCAGAAUCUAGGCAAUAUCUAUACGAAUACAAAGCAAUUUGACUUAGCGUAUGAACAUUUUCAAAAAGCACUACAAAUUGAUGGUCUACAUUUACCGAAGAAUCAUCCUAAGAUUGCCCAAACUUAUGCAAACAUGGCAUUAAUGUAUCAGUCGAAACAAGAUUAUCAGAAUGCAUUGAUUUAUUUUGAAAGAGCUUGUGAAAUCUUUCUCAAUACAUUUUCAAAAACUCACGUGUCCGUUGAAAAGUUAAGAAAAGCCAUACGCGCCAUCGAAUUCUCACCAAGUUUACAGGUAAAUACCUACUAUCUUUUCCCUGCCUAUGACUUACAAUUUAUUUCCAAACAGCCUGUGAACUCAUCGGAUAUUCUCACUUUGAACAAUAUGACCAUCGUUUGGUUAGAUGAACAUAUUGGACUUGAUGAGAAUUGUCGUGAUUUGAAAAACGAAUUUCGUCGAAUUACAAACAGUUUCAAGAUGGUUGACUCUGUCGAAAGUUGUCGACAAUGCUUACCAUAUAUCAAAAAUAGAAAAGUCUUUUUCAUCAUUCAAGGUAAACAUGUCAAAGAGAUCAUUCCUCAUAUUGUUCAAAUUAUGUCACCAGAAAUGAAACCUGUUGUUUAUGUUUUUUGUUUGCAUAUCUCACACUUGAAUGAAUGGGCACAAGAACAGGAAUAUAUUAUGGAAGGUGGUAUGUUCAAUCAUGAAAAAGAUCUUCUGGCCAAACUCACAAGUGACGUAAAGAAAUAUAUUCAACAACAAUCAGAAGAAAAGACAACGUUUUUUGAACAGUUUAACCAAAUAUUCGACCAUUGUUGUCGUGUAAUAGAAAAAAUUGCAUCUCGUCAUUCAACAAAUAUUGAUGAAAAUGCACCUGUAGCUAUGGUCACACACUAA